UUCCCAACUCUCUCUCUCUCUCUCUCUAUCUCUAUCUCUCUCGCACACAUUUCCUAGCAAAACACUAGGAAAUGGCAAGCCCUUCAAUGUUUCUGAUCGCCACUUUCCUCUUCUGUCUUCUCCUCCCAACCCUCAUUUCCUCUUCCCCUGUUCAAGACCCAGAGCUUGUUGUAGGAGAAGUACAAAGGAGCAUCAAUAAUGCGUCGAGGAGGAAUUUGGCUUAUUUGUCGUGUGGGAGCGGAAACCCGAUUGACGACUGCUGGCGGUGCGACCCCGAUUGGGAGAAGAACCGCCAGCGGCUAGCUGAUUGUGCAAUUGGGUUUGGGAAGAACGCCAUUGGUGGAAGGGAUGGGAAGAUUUACGUGGUGACAGACUCGAGCGACGAUGACGCGGUGAACCCGAAGCCGGGGACUCUCCGAUAUGCUGUGGUCCAAGAUGAGCCAUUGUGGAUCAUAUUUGCACGUGAUAUGGUGAUCAAAUUGAAGGAAGAGCUGAUUAUGAACUCUUUUAAGACCAUUGAUGGGAGGGGAGCUAGUGUGCAUAUUGCUGGUGGUCCAUGCAUUACUGUUCAGUUUGUGACCAACAUUAUAAUUCAUGGGCUUAACAUACAUGACUGCAAGCAAGGAGGGAAUGCUCUUGUGAGGAGCUCCCCAUCGCACUAUGGGUGGAGGACCGUAUCGGACGGUGAUGGUGUGUCCAUCUUUGGUGGUACACAUGUUUGGGUGGACCAUUGCUCCCUUUCAAACUGUGCUGAUGGCCUGAUUGAUGCAAUCCAUGGCUCCUCUGCCAUCACCAUUUCAAACAAUUACAUGACUCACCAUGAUAAGGUCAUGUUGUUGGGACAUAGUGAUUCCUACACUGAAGACAAGAACAUGCAAGUCACCAUCGCCUUCAAUCACUUUGGAGAAGGCCUCGUCCAACGAAUGCCAAGAUGUAGGCAUGGAUAUUUCCAUGUGGUGAACAAUGACUACACCCAUUGGGAAAUGUAUGCCAUUGGGGGGAGUGCUUCCCCAACCAUCAAUAGCCAAGGGAACAGAUUUGCUGCACCAGAUGAAAGAUUCAGCAAAGAGGUGACCAAACAUGAGGAUGCACCAGAAAGUGAAUGGAGGAACUGGAAUUGGAGGUCUGAUGGAGACCUGUUACUAAAUGGUGCUUUUUUCACACCAUCAGGGGCAGGGGCUUCAUCAAGCUAUGCUAGGGCUUCUAGCCUAAGUGCAAGGCCAUCUUCUCUUGUUGGGACAAUUACAGUCACUUCGGGUGCACUUAAUUGCAGAAAGGGUUCUCGUUGCUGAUUGUCAUUUCUCUCAAAACAACAUUAAUCAUUGCAAGUGAUUUUUGAAAUGUUGUUGGAGGAUAGAAUCUAUAGAAAUUUGAGCAGAGAUUGAAGGAGGGAAUUAAGUAAAAGAAGAAAAAAAAAGGCACAAGGAGUCAAAUCUCUAGAUUUACUUUUCUUGGCUUUUUAUUCCCUCUACAUUUUCUCUUUUUAUCCAUUUAUUUUCUACUUUUUUUUUCCUUUUUCUACUUUUGACCUGACUCUGUUGGUCACAAAUGUACAACCUCGGCCUGUUUCUCUUAGAAUCACUUGGGUAUUCUGUUUGGGAGUCUCAAUGAUCUUAGGGAAAACCAAGCGCAGAAGUGUUGCAAUAUAUAUACUAAAUUAUCUUUUUAUA
Corylus avellana is the source of this 1670-nucleotide messenger RNA. RefSeq names its product putative pectate lyase 5. The record is from RefSeq and is a predicted model, not a curated record. Gene Ontology annotation, molecular function: pectate lyase activity. NCBI's taxonomy places the organism in Eukaryota, Viridiplantae, Streptophyta, Magnoliopsida, Fagales, Betulaceae.